GCCUAGGAUUAGCCCGGAUGCAUCCCUUUACUGAAGUUGGAAUAUGAAGACACAGUGACGUUUUCCACUAAAAUGCUGUGCGAUCCUUACAUUUAUUCUCUCAGUUCUUGCUUGAGCUCCUUCAAAGCCAAACCCACUUUGCACACUCGACUCUACAUCAGAUCAUUGUUUGGCGACUCUCAAUCUCAGUAUCAAACAAUGAGUUUUGAUGAAGAUAACAAACAUAAAAGCUCUAUUGAUUUCCUAAGCAAGAAAGCUUACAAUCCUCCAUCAUGGGCCACCCAUCUCAAUCCCAUUCCAACCCACCAAUUCUCUCUUGGUCACUUUCCUACUCCUAUUCAUCGGUGGAAUCUUCCCAAUUUGCCUAAUGGCACUGAGGUUUGGUUAAAGCGAGAUGACCUUUCGGGUAUGGAAUUGAGUGGUAACAAAGUGAGAAAGUUAGAGUUCUUGAUGGCUGAUGCAGUGGCUAAAGGCGCUGAUUGUGUUAUUACUAUAGGUGGUAUUCAAAGUAAUCACUGCCGUGCCACUGCUGUUGCUGCUAAGUAUCUCAAUCUCGAUUCUUAUCUUAUACUACGCACAUCCAAGGCUUUAGUGGACCAAGAUCCUGGAUUGACAGGCAAUCUGUUGGUGGAGCGUCUAGUUGGAGCUAAUAUUCAACUAAUUUCUAAAGAAGAAUAUUCACAACUUGGGAGUGUGACUCUAACUAAAGUCUUGGAAGAAAAGUUGCUAAAGCAAGGGAGAAAACCGUAUGUUAUUCCCGUUGGUGGAUCAAACCUCAUAGGAACCUGGGGUUAUGUUGAAGCAAUCAAGGAAAUUGAGCAACAAUGUCAAGCUAGUUGCGGCAAAUUAAAAUUUGAUGAUAUUGUUGUAGCAUGUGGCAGUGGAGGUACAAUAGCUGGUUUGUCACUUGGAUCAUGGUUGGGUACUUUGAAGGCAAAAGUUCACGCGUUCUCUGUUUGUGAUGACCCUGAUUAUUUUUACAACUUUGUUCAAGGCCUAAUCGAUGGACUCGAAGCAGGUGUUAACACACAUGACAUAGUAAACAUUCAAAAUGCCAAAGGUAUAGGCUAUGCAAUGAACACCUCUGAUGAGCUUCAGUUUGUCAAGGAAGUUGCUACAGCUACUGGUGUUGUGCUAGAUCCAGUUUACAGUGGGAAAGCUGCUUAUGCUAUGAUGAAAGACAUGGCAGAGAAUCCAAAGAAGUGGGAAGGGAGAAAAAUUCUCUUCGUACACACUGGUGGCCUCCUUGGAUUAUAUGACAAGGUUGAUCAAAUGUCUUCAUUGGUAAAGAAUUGGUCUCGCAUGGAUGUUGAUGAAUCUGUCCCGAGGAAUGCCGGGACCGGAAAAAUGUUCUGAAGGAGCAAUCUCAGUUGCAUCAUUUCUAAAUUAUAGUUUUGGUGAACCCAGGUCCAAGCGCAUGUCUGUUCAUGCAUGAAAACAUGUGUUUGCAUUCAUAUUUUGAUUAACAAAAACAAGAUUGUAUCUUGUACUUCAGAAUAUCCUCAAAUUCUAAUCUUUGAAAGGGCAAUCAGAAAAUAAUAUAAAGCCGACACUGACUCUA
This is a messenger RNA of Ricinus communis (castor bean), 1561 nucleotides long. Its product is annotated as bifunctional D-cysteine desulfhydrase/1-aminocyclopropane-1-carboxylate deaminase, mitochondrial. Lineage: Eukaryota; Viridiplantae; Streptophyta; Magnoliopsida; Malpighiales; Euphorbiaceae. The coding region runs from base 73 to 1356 and encodes 427 amino acids. The record is from RefSeq and is a predicted model, not a curated record. Gene Ontology annotation, molecular function: D-cysteine desulfhydrase activity. The transcript is spliced from 9 exons.